AUCGACAUGAUUCGUCUGUGUCGCAACACUGCCGUUGAUUACGACGACUCGCUACCUGUAGUUCUAGAAUUGGUGAUUCCUAACACGAACUAGUUCUUGAUUGUGAGCAGAGUAGCUGUUCGUCUCGGGAGAAUGGUUCCGGUGCGGAAAUGACUCGAGAUCCUAGAGGAAUCCUCCUGAACUGCUUCCAGCGCAUGUUUACCUGCAAGUAGGAUCCGGUCUACACCGCAAAGUCAAGAGCAUGUAGUCGCAGCUCCGGAGGAUUGCAGUAGCACUGCAUCUAUCCUGGUGUUUUCCAAAGUAAAGUUUACAGCACAGGGGUGGUAGCAAGGUACAAAGUUGAUGCCAGCUCGCAGCUGUUGAGAAGAGAUCGAGACAGUACAUCUUCACUUGUCCAUUACUCGCUUUUUGAAACCACUCUAUCCACUUAGUAGUCGUCAAUAUGGUAUCCUCAUUGAUAUUGGUUUCCCUCCUUGCCACCCUCUCAUCUGCGCAGAGGACGAAUUGUACUGGGGUCAACGCGAUUAGUCCCAAAUGCAGUAGCCCAGAUACAUUUCCAUAUACCCGCGACUUUUUCUACGUCGGCGGUAGACCUCUCACAGUUGCUACAGGCGAGUUGACGGCGGACAAGCUCUACGUCGAGAAGAUUACUCCAUCCCGUGGGCCUUACCAGUCCAAGCCACUGGUCUUUUCCCACGGUGGAGGUUGCACCGGAGCAACAUGGCUGAAUACGCCUGACAAUCGAAAGGGCUUCGCCGCCUACUUCGUUGAAAAGGGAUAUACUGUCUACAUCGUCGACUCGGUGGGUUUGGGUCGAAGUGCGGAGGCAGAUCUGACCAACUUUCCCAUGUCUGCCGGAUCAACGGCUCAACUGAUCGAACAGGGCUUCACUGGAGUAAAAUACUAUAACGCUUACCCACAGGCCCAACUGCAUACUCAAUUCCCCGGCUCGGGAAGAGUUGGAGAUCCCAUUUUCGAGAACUUCAAGAAACAAUUGGUUCCGUAUCCGCUGAACACCACGGCCUUUGAACUCGGCCUUCGCGCUUCUGGAUGUGCACUGCUCGAGCUCAUCGGGCCAUCGUACCUGAUCGCUCAUUCCGCAGGUGCCGGCACCAACAUGAUGUUGUCAAACGAUUGCCCGCAGUAUGUUGCUGGAAAUAUCAACUUGGAAGGCAGCACUAUACCAUUCUACUGGUACAGCUAUGGUACAACCGGCUACGCUUCCAACCCCUAUGGUCUUACAACAACCCCCCUUGACUACGACCCACCCAUCUCUAGCCCUUCCGAGCUUGUUGUCGAACAAGUUGGUAACGCCACCACCGCGCUGCGCCAAUGCUACCAACAAGUCGAACCUGCGCGCAAGCUGCCAAAGAUUGCCAAGGUCCCGUAUGUGCAGAUCACUUCAGAGGCCAGUGUGCACAUCACAUACGAUCACUGCAUUGUGAACUACUUGAAGCAGGUUGGCGGUAACCCUGAGUGGAUCAAGCUGAGCGAGAUUGGUAUCCGAGGCAACGCGCACUUCAUGCACUUGGAGAAGAAUAAUGGACAGAUUGCCGAUGUUGUCUUGAAAUGGAUUGCGAAGACUGAACGUAAGUAGUCUGGCGGUGGGAAUGAGGGUCUGUCGAGGUACAGGCUAUUUGGAGUAUAGUCUCAUGGUGUUUCUGAGG
Molecule: messenger RNA, 1667 nt
Organism: Dothidotthia symphoricarpi CBS 119687
Lineage: Eukaryota; Fungi; Ascomycota; Dothideomycetes; Pleosporales; Dothidotthiaceae
Product: alpha/beta-hydrolase
Exons: 2
Coding region: 443-1597 (384 amino acids)
Source: RefSeq, a predicted model, not a curated record